Nymphalis io (European peacock) is the source of this 4098-nucleotide messenger RNA. RefSeq names its product proteoglycan 4. The record is from RefSeq and is a predicted model, not a curated record. The transcript has 8 exons. The coding region runs from base 507 to 2780 and encodes 757 amino acids. Gene Ontology annotation, cellular component: nucleus. Lineage: Eukaryota; Metazoa; Arthropoda; Insecta; Lepidoptera; Nymphalidae. Gene Ontology annotation, biological process: regulation of transcription by RNA polymerase II.
UCGGCCACCAUUGUUGGAUGUGAUCCUUGUGCAUAGUUUGAUAUAAUUUGCUUUAUUCUAAUAGCCAUCAGUGAUAUUUAUAAAAUUCCGUAAAAGGAUGAAGUGUACAUCAAUCAACGAACAAUAAUUCAACUUUAAAGUAUCGGUGCAGUGCAUAUUUUCAAACCUUAAAUGCUUUCAAAAUGUCACGCGAAGUGAGCUUCAGAUUUGUGAACACCAUACCGUACUUGAAAUAAAUGUGGUUUACUUUUGAAUAAACCUAUCAAUAAGUGGAUAUAUGUGUGGUGUUUAUUUCACGAUGUCUGCUAAAUACAAUGGAUGCUUAAAUUUAUAACAUAAGCUAAUGAAAACGUUUUAGAACUUUCUGUACACGUCGUAAGGGAGCGCAGUUACGCGGGCGAAGGCUUCAAAGUUGCCGGCAACAUUAUGGUGGACUGAAGGAGUGUUUGUUACGAAAUAGGAAAUAAAUACAUUUUGUAAACAGUGUCGCGAGGACUCCGCACACGAUGUCUGGCGGGUCACAGCACAAUCCUAAUGGUAGACAGUCGCAAAUCGGAUCGGGUUGGAGCCCGUUGCAGUUACAGGUGGCGAACCUACUUGCGCGCGCGCCGCAAGCCCACAUGGCGUCGGAGCGCGGCGUGACGUGGCACACGCCGACGCCGCCGCCCCAUCUCUACCAUGUGCCGGCGCCUUCGCCCCCGGACCCCCUGCAAGGUCUCUUGUUGCAGGCGAUGAAGAGCGGCGCCAACUCGGUGUUCCGACACACGGCGACGCCGCCCGAGCUCUACCGACACACACCCACGCCACCGGACAAACACAUGCUCAGGCAUACUCCUUCACCGGGCGAUGUUAAGGCAGUGGCUGCCUUACCUCCAAACGAUCUAUAUCCUCAUCUGGCGCCCGGAAGAGAGAAACUAAUGCGUGCGGACGAACUCUUAGCGUAUGCGCGUGGUGGCGUGGACCUCACAGUGGGCGGACCUCGUGGUGCCAAUGGUUCACCCGCGCCCAUUCACCCCUCGUCGGGAGCUCCUGCGCUGUCAGUGCGGGACGCUCCCACCAUCAACAGUCUCAUCGCCCGCGCGGCGCCACACGCGCGACCCGCACACGCCAGGGUAGACGCGUUGCUGGAGAGACUGUCUGCAGCACCCGCACCCGCGUCACCUCACUCCGUCAUCGUGCAUUCUCGUGCUGCACCCACACCGUCACCGCCUUCCUCCAAUGAGGACUCGGCAGACUCGUGUGGAGCUCCACCGGGAUCGAAACGGAAAAGGAAACCCGAGCGCACGUUGCGUGUGCCCGUCCCGCCUCCCCCGCCUCUUGAUAUACCCAGACACUCAUCCCCGCCCCGAGUUUCACCUUUAACUACACAACCACCGCAUGAAAAUGGCGACAUAGUACAUUCAACUCAAAACGGACCAGAAAAACCACCUUCACCCCAACCACCCGAACCUCAUGCGAGAAGAAAAACCCGCUCCGGUUCAGCAGAAACCAUAGAUGAUAUAGCUGCGAUGAUCGCUAGUACAGACGCAGAACGCAGAGACACAGCUAUAGAACCGACCCCACCACCAGAAACGGAAAUGCCAGUCACAGUAGAUAAAUUAAAGAGCGUAUUAGCGAGUCCCGAACCCGAAGCAAAGUCACCUGUACCCGAAAAACCUCCAACCCCGAAGUCACCAGAACCUGAAAUAAAGCCUCCACCUCAGAAAUCGCCUCUCCCUAAAAAAGAUGAACCAGAACCACCUCCAGCGACAGCUGCAGCGCCCCGACGGCGAAGUGCAAGAACUUCGAACUCGGAAUUAACUAAUGUACCUGUGGGAUCGCCGUCUGAAGCCAAGCCAGCCGAACCGGAAGCCAGCGAAGCGGGAAGUGCCGAGCCAACCGCUGCAAGCUUCGUCGAAGUCGAAAAUCAACUAGAAAAAAUGUUUGCUGGAUUGGAAGAGGAAGCACCUACGGGAAAGGAUCCUGCCGAGAAAGGCUUGAAUGAGAAGAAACAAACGGCAAAAGCCCGAAAAAGGAGAAAAUCGGCUCCAACAAAAGGUGAGAGAAAGGCGUCGAAACGAGCGAGUCGCGCGUCAACAGGUGUUGAUGAGGCUCCAAGACGAAAGACGGCUAGAAAAAAAGGCGUUGAAAAGAAAAAGAAAGAAGCUCCGGUCAAAGAUGCGUACGAUUCGGGAAGUAAUGCGAGCUCCAGUCGAUCAAGAGGACCAUACAUACAGAUCGUCGGACCUCGUGAUUCUCCAGUAUCAGUAUCAGUGGUCAACGCAUCUGCCAGUGCGACGGAAGAGGAGCGACGGACCGCUGGUGACGAGUGGCGCAAUGGACUACGUGCAAGGGGCUUACAUGCCAGCACGCUGGGCCUGCGGUAUGACGCCUCAACCCCUGACGCAUCGUGGUUAUGCGCCUUUUGCGAAAGAGGCCCGCACUCAUCUGGUCUAGGAGAUCUAUUCGGACCCUACGCUAUUGAUAUUAAUUGUGAAGAAUUCAGAUCCUUGGACGAGGCAUCAAAACGACGAUUUGCGUCAUCAUCAGGUGGCGCAGAAGUUUGGUUCCAUGAAUCGUGCGGUGUAUGGGCACCGGGGCUCUUAGCUGCGGGCUCUCGUCUGUGGGGCCUGGCCGCGGCGGUGUGCGGAGCGCGGUCCGCCCGUUGCGGGAGCUGCGGCCGAGCCGGCGCGGCCUUGUCGUGUGCCACUCGCGCUUGCCGCGCCACCACACAUGUGCCCUGUGCCACCGCAUGGACUCUGCACGACGACUUCCGCGCGCAUUGCCCGAGACAUGCCUAGCGACUACAUACGUCCGCGUCGAAUGUCACGCAGCCAGUGAAAGUGUUACCCUAGUGAUUUGCGAACGAAACGACGCUUGGACCAACAAGGGACAGAUGAAAUUUUGUUACCUGAUUGUGUUUAGUGAAGGUGACCAGUGACAUUUGUGACGUUCCGCUUCGUGAGUAGUGAGUGGAAGAAUAUUGUUACCUGAUCAUGUUUAAGUGGUUGUAGUGCAUUAAGUUGACUUAAUAAAUAAAAAAUUAUGAAGUUUGCCUAGAUGACUUCCUUAUUAAAUUGUGUUGUGGGUAUUUUAUUUGUUGCUAAUCUUUUUUAGAACACAAUCGGUUGACUAAAUUACAUUAUAAGCGCGAAAAAUACUCAUACUCGCGUAAAUUCAAGCACAGCUAUGAAUUUCAUUCAAAUCAGUGUACUUAUGUUGUGGUUACUUGCCAGAGAACUCUAUCUAAAUAUACUCACUAUGUAUCUGAUGACGGAAUCUCUUGAUGCCCACAAGAAUCACAGACAUUGUUAUAACUUAUUGGUACCAUAAAAGUUGUAUUUCUUGCAAACACUGCAAUUAUUAUGAAAUUGACCAUGAGAGUAAGAUUUAAUGUAUUUACAAUAAUUUAUACCUAAAUGCAAUGUUAUUAUGUAGUGUGAUGUCGGUUUAACGAUGUCAUGCUUUUAAGGUGUUCUGAUGCCAAAAUGCCAUCCUCAAAUGGUAAUAUACCCCAUUAAUAUUCUAAAAAUCGAAAAAACAACUGUUCAAUUGUUUGUUAAAACAUGUAAGUUUUUUUACAGUUAUAAUAUUAAAUUACAUUAAAAAGUUUGAGGCAACUAUAUGCAAUAACUUGUUCAGUACAUAUAUUGUUUAAUUUUAAUAAAAUAUUUUUAAUGUUAGUAUCAAUGAUUAUAAAUUUUCUAUUAUAUGGGGUAUAAUGGCUUACAAAUUUUUUUUAAAAGAACAAAUCUUCCAAGCUCUGUUAAUCUCCGAUAAAUAUUUUGCCUGUACUAGAUGUCUUAUUAGAUGUAAUAUAGAGAAAAUGUAGAUAAAUUCUUGUUAACAUUUUAGAACUAAUUUAUUAUUACCAACAUUUGAUAUAAAUGAAUCUUAACAACAUAUAUGUACAGAAAAUUUUACAUAUAUCGUAAUUAUGAUAAAUAGUUGUACACAUUAUCUUAACUGGAUUUGCUAUUGUGUAAAUAUAGAUAAUAUAUAAAAUCCAUUUUAUUGCAUCAGAACACCAUUUGUUUAAUUGUAAAUUAAACUUAAGGCGAUAUAAUCAAUAGAAAAGCAGUAUUUCAUACAGACAUAUAAUAUUUUCCGAAACAAUAG